AGCACCACAGUCAGCUCCAAGGAACAGUGAGUGACCAUCUCCGGAUAGAAGUUUGUAUGCAAAGCUCAGCGAAAAGAAUUGCUGUCUGGACAUAAGUCCAAAAAUUUGAGAUUUCACUCAUUCUCUUCAUAUUUGAGAGUUCAAUUUUAGCAGAAAAAUUUUGUAAACUGGCUGACACAAAUAUGGUCAGUCUCCGGAACAAACUUCGUCGAAUCAAAAAUCGGCUGGUGGAAAACAGCUUCGAUAACCUGCUGUGGCUGGUCAUGGUCGGACCAAGCUUAGUUGGAUAUCAGAUCACCAGGAAAAAUAUAUUCGUCCCUUUCUGGAUCAUCCAUCUAUCGCUGCUUGUCUACGUGUAUGUCGUGGGCAUCGUGGUCUACCAAGCCAACUAUGCGCAAGGGGCCAGCGACUACAUAAAGAGUUACGUCAACGUUUCCAUCCUAGUAUUUAUAGUGAACAACAGCUACUGGUGGAUAAAGAAAAGAGAUCUUUUAAAAAGUGUACUUAAAAAAUCUAAAGAGAGUGACACAAGCACCAUCCAAGCCGGAUUAUUCGUCGACAAAUAUGAGCGCUCCUUAUCCAUGAUCAAGAGAAUACUGAUUGUUUUCUAUUCCGUCAAUACGAUCAACGAGUUUACAUCGUAUUUGCCGAAACGUGUUGAUCUGAACGCAGAUACCUUCGCAAUGACACCAUGUGUUGGCAUUGAACCACUGACGUCGUCUCCACAACGUGAAGUCUGUAUAGCACUGGCAACAAUUCAAGAAAUAACUAUUCUCAAUACUACACACAGUUUCCAGUCAAUGAUGCUUCUCCUCAUAGCGCAUACUUCUGUCUUGUAUCGAUUGCUUUCCGAGGAAAUCAUGACAUUCAGUACGCUGCUUGCCGAUCCAGCAAACUAUGAUUUCGUGAAACGAAGACUGUCUGUCAUUGUAUAUCGUCACGUGCUUAUUUUGGACAUAACAAAAGAUCUGAGAGCCUUAUACAGUAUACCAAUGGGAAUCAACUUCGGUUCAAAUGCAGUGUGCAUGUGCUUUUUCUUCUUCUUAGAACCUACUGAAUAUUUUAGUUUCAUGCCGAUAGUCGUGUAUUGUUUCAUUGUGUUCUUCUUGUACUGUUUUCUUGGGCAGAGGCUGACCAAUGCCGCAGAGAUGUUCUCUCAGGCGGUUUAUAACAGUGGCUGGGAGAUGAUGCACGUAAAGGAACGGAGGGCAAUUUUUUCUAUGCUGCUGCAGUCUCAGAAAGAAGUUGAUUUGCUUGCUGCGGAUUUAAUUCCUGUUAACAUGAGUACUUUUGCUACCACCUGCCAGGCUAUGUAUAAAUUUAUCACUGUUUUUAAAUUGUAA
Leguminivora glycinivorella is the source of this 1343-nucleotide messenger RNA. RefSeq lists its product as uncharacterized. Gene Ontology annotation, molecular function: odorant binding; olfactory receptor activity. Gene Ontology annotation, cellular component: plasma membrane. The transcript has 4 exons. The coding region runs from base 183 to 1343 and encodes 386 amino acids. The record is from RefSeq and is a predicted model, not a curated record. Gene Ontology annotation, biological process: detection of chemical stimulus involved in sensory perception of smell; sensory perception of smell. NCBI's taxonomy places the organism in Eukaryota, Metazoa, Arthropoda, Insecta, Lepidoptera, Tortricidae.